This is a messenger RNA of Saccharomycodes ludwigii, 2007 nucleotides long. RefSeq names its product FG-nucleoporin NUP57 (gene NUP57). Gene Ontology annotation, biological process: protein localization to nuclear inner membrane; nuclear pore organization; NLS-bearing protein import into nucleus. Gene Ontology annotation, molecular function: structural constituent of nuclear pore. The coding region runs from base 1 to 2007 and encodes 668 amino acids. Gene Ontology annotation, cellular component: nuclear pore central transport channel; nuclear pore. The transcript has a single exon. Lineage: Eukaryota; Fungi; Ascomycota; Saccharomycetes; Saccharomycodales; Saccharomycodaceae. The record is from RefSeq and is a predicted model, not a curated record.
AUGUUUUCCUUUUCUGGCAACAACAACGCCAACAACAACAACACUGCACCAAAUACAGGAUUCUCAUUUGGUGGGGGUAACAACGCAAAUACUGCAACUGCUAACAAUAAUAAUGCAUUUUCAUUUGGUAAUAACUCUAAUGCACCAGCAGGUACUUCCAUAAAUUCCUCCACUACUGGUGGGUUGUUUGGCAACAAACCAGCUUCUACCGGUGGAUUAUUUGGUAACAACAAUGCUGCCACAGGUAAUACCGCUGGUGGAGGAUUGUUUGGUAAUAACAAUGCUGCUACAAAUAAUACCGCUGGUGGAGGAUUGUUUGGUAACAACAAUGCUGCUACAAAUAAUACCGUUGGUGGAGGAUUAUUCGGUAACAACAAUACUACUACAAAUAAUGGCACUAGCGGAGGAUUAUUUGGUAAUAAGCCAGCUUCAAGUGGUGGACUCUUUAAUAAUAACAAUGCUACUAUAAAUAGUGGCACUGGUGGAGGAUUAUUCGGUAAUAACAAUGCUACUACAAAUAAUGGCACUAGUGGUGGAUUAUUUAGUAAUAAGCCAGCUUCAAGCGGUGGGUUAUUUGCUGGAAAUAAUGUUUCUAAUUCCAACACUACAGAUGGGCUAUUUGGAACUAAUAGAAAUGCUAACGCAGUCCCUACUACUGGUAACUUGUUUAAUGGGAGCACCACUGCCAACAAUAAUAUAUCACUAUUUGGUAAAACGACCCAACCAUCAUUUGCUUGGACGCAGGGAUCUACUAAUCAACAAGUCCAACAACAACAAGCCCAACAACUACAGCUACAACAGCAAGCCCAACAACAACAACAACAACAGCAACAGCAACAGCAACAAUUGAAUGGCUUAUCUACAACGUAUCCUAAACAAAUACAAGACAAAUUACUUAAAUUACAAGAUUCAUGGUCACCUGCCUCUUCUGAGUCUAAAUUCAAAACUUUUGUUUAUAAUAAAUUAGACCAACCGACCCCUUUAUAUCAUAUACAAUUGAGUAAACCUAGCGAUAUAAUUACACAAGAUGAAUGGGACAAAGCAUUAAUGAAAAGACCGGGGGCAUCAAACGUUAAUGCAAUUGGGAAUUCUAAUGAUAAUUCCAAUAUUGCUUCUACUACUACCAUUCACAAUAAUAUUAGUAAUAUUCAUGGUGGUAAUGGUCCGACUAGUGGCAUAGCUCCAUCAACUCAUAAUGAUGUUGAUUAUUACGUUCCGGUGCUAAUUACCUCACCACAGCAACUGCAAGAACGUAUUGCAUUACAAGUUCAAACAGUUGCUCAAUACAGAACAAUUAUGAAUAAUUUAAUAUAUGAACAGCAUUUAAGUUCAUUAAAGGAUAAACAUGACUUAGAUACCUCUGUACGUAUUAUUAAAAGCCUGCAAUUUUUGAAAACAUUGGAGUCAAGAUUGUGGAAAUUGAACUGUGCUAUUAAACUUAUUGUUGAAAAAACAAAGAACGAUCAUAGAUUCUUGGUAGUAGAAGAAGAGAAAGAAAAAGGGGAACAAGAAGAGGAAGGAGCGCAACGAAAAAAACAAUUAGAACAAGGUAAUUACACUAAAAACAAGAAUGCAGCUUUGAAUAUGUUCAAUCAACAUGAAAUUCUUCCAGGAUUUGGUAAUACUGAUAAAUUCACCGAUGCAGAUAAUAAAUUAACUAAAAAAAUCAUUCCUUUGGAUGAAUCUAUCACCAACCUAGUUAAAGAAACUGAAGAUCCUUCCAGUUUGGGGAAAAUAACGUCAGGCGAGUAUUGGGCAAGAAUAUCUAUUUUAAAAGAACGUUGUAAGAUUGCUAUUGAGAAAUACGACACAUUGCUAAACAACGAAAAGUUCAUUGAAAGCAGCGUUACUGAUAAUAAUGAGGAUUCAAUUGAAUCAAAGAAUAAAGGAAGUGGUACCAACAACAACAACAAUAACUUUGAUAAACUUGUAUCCGUUUUAAGUGUUCAGCAAGAAGGGAUAUGCUAUUUAGACAAGGUAUUACAAUCUGAUCUUAACGGCAUUUGA